GGGUCGGGCUCUACGACUCUCCCCCCUCCGGGUCCGUGGCGAAAUCCGAGCCAUGCAGCGGCUGGUCGAUGAGCCGGACUUGGAGGAGCUGGACCUGGAGGGCCAGUUGCUGGGGAAGAAGGGCGCCCAGAGGCUGGCGCGGGGCCUCUUGAGCCAUCAGAGCCUGCGGGAGCUGAACUUGGCAAGGGCCAGCAUCGGCGAUGAGGGUGCCGCUUACAUUGCAGGUGCCUUGCAGAGGAACCGCUCCUUGGAGUCGCUGAACCUCCGCAACAACGGCAUCGGGGACACGGGCUGCGAGGGAUUGGCGGAGGCGCUGAAUGAUGUGGAUGGCAGCCUCACUGAGCUGAACCUGAGCCACAACUCCUUUGGAGACGUCGGCCUCAGCGCGCUGAAGGUUCUGGCGCAGAGCAGUCUCAGGGAGCUGGACCUUUCUGGGCAGAAGUCCGUCAGCUCCGAGGCCUGGAGCUCUUUCGCGGGGCGGCUGGGUCAGACCCGUUUGCGGGGCCUGAAACUGCGGCAGAACCCAGCCCUGGCAGACGGCUUCUGCGAAGCUCUGCCAGCAGACCUCGGUUCACUGCAGGAGCUUGACGUGUCCCUUUGCUCAGUGAGCGUAAUCAGCGUGGGGCGGCUGUUCUCGCUGUCGCACGUGCAGCUGCUGGGGAACUCCCUCACCGACCAGGUGAUGGAGGUGCUCAGUGAUGCACUGGCCAACGACUCUCCCUUGGAGUCCCUGGAUUUUUCCCGCUGCGGCCUCACUGGCGCCUGCUGCGGUUCCCUGGCCCGCGCGCUGCAAAGAGCGGCGGACGAGCUCUCGAACCUGCAGACGCUACACCUGGACCGCAACGACUUGGGCUUCCAGGGCGCCAUCGCUCUGGCGCCUGGACUGCAGCUGGGGGCCCUGCGCCAGCUCACGCUCCGAGAGUGCAAGCUGGGCGACGGGGGCGUGGGGGCACUGGCAGAGGCCUUGGAAAGCAACCGCACGCUCAAGGAGCUGGAUCUCGCCGGAAACGAGGUCUCGGACCUGGGCGCGGAGAGCCUGGCUCUGGCCUUGGAGAAGGGGCCCCGGCUGAUGACCUUGGGCCUGAAGACCAACCUCAUCGGUGACGCAGGAGCCGGGGCUUUGGCCAAAGCCUUCAGCAAGAACUCGGCCCUCGAAGAGUUGGACCUCGGGAAGAACUGCAUCACCAUGCCAGGCAUCAGCCAGCUUUGCGCAGCAUUGGAGAAGAACGGCAGCCUUCGAAGCCUCGUUCUGGAUGGCAACGAGGCUGACCAGGAAGUCAUGGACACAGUGGAGACCUUGGCUGCCGAUGUGAUGUCUCGCCGCGAGAGGCUGCCUAAGCCUGUCCCGCCAGCACCGCCUCACAGUUCCGACAGCGAGGAUGGGUCCAGCCCAAGUGCAUCGUCAGACGAAGCGUCAAAGCGGAAAGCAACACGUGAAGUGCGCAAGGAGAAGGUCGAGAGCGGGGACAAGACAAUGAGCAUGGUGGAUGACUUUGUGCAGCGCACCUGUCCCUUGACGACUUUGGGAGAGUCCCGGUGGUUCCCUUUGAAGCUUUGUCGGCUCCUGGGGCUUAUGCUGCAAGAAGAGAAGAAUGUGCCGACGUUGGAAUCCUGGGACUCUGCGGGCACCACCGCCAGCGAGCGUGAGAGACUGCUCUCGAAGGAGGCUGAGACGCUGGAGGCGCGGCCGGCGAAGCCAGCGAGGGUCAUCAAGACCAAGGGCCCAGUGGUGCAAAAGUUGUGGUCAGAGCAGAGCAAGAUCCGGGAGCAGCUGCAAGCCACAGACCGCAGCAACGCGGAAGGUUAUUUGCAGCUGGAAUGGCAGCUGAACAAAUACAUGGCGGAGAUGGAGGAGAAGCACGCCAAUGCGGAGGCGGUGAUUCUGGAUCUUGCGAAAGAGCUGGUGCGCACUGCACAGGAGGUGGAGACCAUCAACUCCCAGGGCGCAGCGGUGGAGGAGCGAUUGGAGCAGCUGGAGUCGGUUCUCUCGUCGGGCCGCGGCGGAGCCCUCCAGGAGAAUGCGGGGGAAGCGCCACAGAUGGAGCAUGUCUUCACUCUUGAGGCUCCUUCCGGCUGUGGGGAAUCAGGAGUACGCAGCUCUACGAUGAGCCGUUUCUCCAUGCAGCGCCAGAGGGGACAGGCCGCCACCUGGAGUGGCUAUGUGGCGCCAGGCGAAGAUCUCGUCAGCGCAGCACAACAGAAGUUUGCUACAAGGACGCGGCUGGCGCCAAGCAAGGCUAGCUUGGAGAGCCCCAGCGUGGCUGCGGCGGUGAGCCGCGCCUUGGAGGAGCAGCUGCAGCGCGCGGAGCGGCGGCUCAGCGCCUGCGCCGCGGAGCUGCGCACGUCGCUGACAGCAGCGGCUGUGGAGUCCCAGAAGCAGGAGUUUGCGGAGGAGCUGGAGAAAGCCCUUUCAAGUUUGCGCUCGGCCUGGGAUGCCGAGAAGAUGAAGUCGCCCACUCGCAAGGAGAGCGACCAGGCUGGCCUCCCGGAAAAGCAGGCAGCAGGCAGUGGCUUGCUGGAUGUGCCGCAGGAGAGCGAUUUGUCGCCCAAGACGCGAACUGCGAAGCGGCGCCCCAGCCGAGUGCUGGGGGCGCUGGCUUGCCUGGGAGUAGUGAAGUCGGCGAAUGGCGAAGCUGACGAUGCUUGA
Effrenium voratum is the source of this 2647-nucleotide messenger RNA. NCBI's taxonomy places the organism in Eukaryota, Dinophyceae, Suessiales, Symbiodiniaceae. The record is from the annotation of a GenBank genome assembly.